AUGCCAUCAACUAACAGAGCAGGCAGCCUGAAAGACCCUGAAAUUGCAGAGCUCUUCUUCAAAGAAGAUCCCGAAAAGCUCUUCACAGAUCUCAGAGAAAUUGGCCAUGGAAGCUUUGGAGCAGUGUAUUUUGCACGAGAUGUGCGUACCAAUGAAGUGGUGGCUAUCAAAAAAAUGUCUUAUAGUGGAAAACAGUCUACUGAGAAAUGGCAGGAUAUUAUUAAAGAAGUCAAGUUUCUACAAAGAAUAAAACAUCCCAACAGUAUAGAAUAUAAAGGCUGCUAUUUACGUGAGCACACAGCAUGGCUUGUAAUGGAAUAUUGUUUAGGAUCUGCUUCAGAUUUACUGGAAGUUCACAAAAAGCCAUUACAAGAAGUGGAAAUAGCAGCAAUUACACAUGGUGCUCUCCAGGGAUUAGCCUACUUGCAUUCGCAUACUAUGAUCCAUAGAGAUAUCAAAGCAGGAAAUAUUCUCCUGACAGAACCAGGCCAGGUGAAACUUGCUGACUUUGGAUCUGCUUCCAUGGCAUCUCCUGCCAAUUCUUUUGUGGGAACGCCAUAUUGGAUGGCCCCGGAAGUAAUUUUAGCCAUGGAUGAAGGACAGUAUGAUGGCAAAGUAGAUGUAUGGUCUCUUGGAAUAACAUGUAUUGAACUAGCGGAAAGAAAGCCUCCUUUAUUUAAUAUGAAUGCAAUGAGUGCCUUAUAUCAUAUAGCCCAAAAUGAAUCCCCUACACUACAGUCUAAUGAAUGGUCUGAUUAUUUUCGCAACUUUGUAGAUUCUUGCCUCCAGAAAAUCCCUCAAGAUCGCCCUACAUCAGAGGAACUUUUAAAGCACAUGUUUGUUCUUCGGGAACGCCCUGAAACAGUGUUAAUAGAUCUCAUUCAAAGGACAAAGGAUGCAGUAAGAGAACUGGACAAUCUGCAAUAUAGAAAAAUGAAGAAACUCCUUUUCCAGGAGGCACAUAAUGGACCAGCAGUAGAAGCACAGGAAGAAGAAGAGGAACAAGAUCAUGGUGUUGGACGGACAGGAACAGUGAAUAGUGUUGGAAGUAAUCAGUCUAUUCCCAGUAUGUCCAUUAGUGCCAGUAGCCAAAGCAGUAGUGUUAACAGUCUUCCAGAUGCCUCGGAUGACAAGAGUGAGCUGGACAUGAUGGAGGGAGAUCAUACAGUGAUGUCUAAUAGUUCUGUCAUCCACUUAAAACCUGAGGAAGAAAAUUACAGAGAAGAGGUAGAUUCUAGAACAAGAGCAUCAGAUCCACAAUCUCCACCCCAAGUAUCUCGUCAUAAACCACACUAUCGUAAUCGAGAACACUUUGCUACUAUUCGGACAGCAUCACUGGUUACAAGGCAAAUGCAAGAACAUGAGCAGGACUCUGAACUUAGAGAGCAGAUGUCUGGCUAUAAGAGAAUGAGGCGACAACAUCAAAAGCAGCUGAUGACUCUAGAAAAUAAGCUAAAGGCUGAGAUGGAUGAACAUCGCCUCAGAUUAGAUAAAGAUCUUGAAACUCAACGUAACAAUUUUGCUGCAGAAAUGGAGAAACUUAUCAAGAAACAUCAGGCUGCUAUGGAAAAAGAGGCUAAAGUGAUGGCCAAUGAGGAGAAAAAAUUCCAGCAACAUAUUCAGGCCCAACAGAAGAAAGAACUGAAUAGCUUUUUGGAGUCCCAGAAGAGAGAAUACAAACUUCGAAAAGAACAGCUUAAGGAGGAACUGAAUGAAAACCAGAGCACUCCAAAAAAAGAAAAACAGGAAUGGCUUUCAAAGCAGAAGGAGAAUAUACAGCAUUUCCAAGCAGAAGAAGAGGCUAAUCUUCUUCGACGUCAGAGACAAUACCUAGAGCUGGAGUGCCGCCGCUUCAAGAGAAGAAUGCUACUUGGACGCCAUAACUUAGAGCAGGAUCUUGUCAGGGAGGAGUUAAAUAAAAGGCAGACCCAAAAGGACUUAGAGCAUGCCAUGCUACUGCGACAACAUGAAUCCAUGCAAGAACUGGAGUUUCGUCACCUCAACACAAUUCAGAAAAUGCGCUGUGAGUUGAUCAGAUUGCAACAUCAAACUGAGCUCACUAACCAGCUGGAAUAUAAUAAGCGAAGAGAACGGGAACUAAGGCGAAAGCAUGUCAUGGAGGUUCGACAGCAGCCUAAGAGCCUGAAGUCUAAAGAACUCCAAAUAAAAAAGCAGUUUCAGGACACCUGCAAAAUCCAAACCAGACAGUACAAAGCAUUAAGAAAUCACCUACUGGAGACUACACCAAAGAGUGAGCACAAAGCUGUUCUGAAACGGCUCAAGGAGGAGCAGACCCGGAAGUUAGCCAUCUUGGCUGAGCAGUAUGACCACAGCAUUAAUGAAAUGCUAUCCACACAAGCCCUGCGUUUAGAUGAAGCACAGGAAGCAGAGUGCCAGGUUUUGAAGAUGCAGCUGCAACAGGAACUGGAGCUGUUGAAUGCAUAUCAGAGCAAAAUCAAGAUGCAAGCUGAGGCACAACACGAUCGAGAGCUUCGGGAGCUUGAACAACGGGUCUCCCUACGAAGGGCACUAUUAGAACAAAAGAUUGAAGAAGAGAUGUUGGCUUUGCAGAAUGAACGCACAGAACGAAUACGAAGCCUGCUGGAGCGUCAAGCCAGAGAAAUUGAAGCUUUUGACUCUGAAAGUAUGAGACUGGGUUUUAGUAACAUGGUCCUUUCUAAUCUCUCCCCUGAGGCAUUCAGCCACAGCUACCCAGGAGCUUCUGGUUGGUCUCACAACCCUACUGGGGGUCCAGGACCUCACUGGGGUCAUCCCAUGGGUGGCCCACCACAAGCUUGGGGCCAUCCGAUGCAAGGUGGACCCCAGCCAUGGGGUCACCCCUCAGGGCCAAUGCAAGGGGUGCCCCGAGGUAGCAGUAUGGGGGUCCGCAAUAGCCCUCAGGCUCUGAGGCGGACAGCUUCUGGGGGACGGACGGAGCAGGGCAUGAGCAGAAGCACGAGUGUCACCUCACAGAUCUCCAAUGGGUCACAUCUGUCUUAUACAUAG
Molecule: messenger RNA, 3006 nt
Organism: Pipistrellus nathusii (Nathusius's pipistrelle)
Lineage: Eukaryota; Metazoa; Chordata; Mammalia; Chiroptera; Vespertilionidae
Source: the annotation of a GenBank genome assembly